Messenger RNA from Anneissia japonica, 4088 nucleotides. RefSeq lists its product as uncharacterized. The record is from RefSeq and is a predicted model, not a curated record. The transcript is spliced from 2 exons. Bases 62 to 2947 code for a protein of 961 amino acids. Lineage: Eukaryota; Metazoa; Echinodermata; Crinoidea; Comatulida; Comatulidae.
UUCUGUUGAUCUGUCAAACUUUUAUUGGCCUAGAUAUUGUAAUUACUGUAUAACAGUAAUAAUGGAGUUUUCAUGGAUGUGUUUUUUGCUCGUGUUUUUUUUCACGAAGAGCAUAUAUCAAGCGUCGCAAAAGCGUAUUCGAAGGAAAUACAAGCGGUAUGGAAUUACAGCGGAGCUACCAUUCAAUCGCGCCAAAGUGUUGAUUAUCGGUGACGCGGGCGCUGGGAAAACGUCAACGCGAAAACGUCUAUGUGGAGACGGAUUCCAAGAGAUCAUGUCUAGAACGGAGGGCAUCGAAAUAACCAAUGUAACUCGCAACUGGAAAAAAAUUAGAUCAUCAGGUGAUGAUUUUGAAAAACUUGCUUCUCAUGUGACUAUAAUGGAACAUUUUGAAACUGAAAACAAAUUUGAGCCACUUUCAUUGCACUCCCGUGGAGAAAUGUUUAUGCAUACACAUUGGUACCAAAGAGUCCUACACGCUGGUUUAGUUAUUAUGCCUACUAUUUUACUGAAUCUUUUUUGGCCUUCAGUACAAAUUUCCCCUAUCAAUUCCGUACGGUUGAAUUUUGCACUGCCCAAAGCUCUGUUAUAUUAUCAGGUUUGUAUUAUGAGUGGAGGAAUUUCUUUUUUCAGAAUGCUAAAACAUUUAGUGAUCGCCAUUUUUGCAUCAAUGAUCGAAAACACUCCAUUUUGUGGACCACUGGUAGGACAGGUUUCAUAUUACGUGUUAAUUUUAUUACUUUAUGAUGGAAUUUUUGUCAAAAUUGCUUCAAGCAUCCUUGUUUUUUACAGGGGAAUUUUACUUGAAAGUGUUCUCAUUAUUAGCAGGGGAAUUUUACUGGGAAUUGCUCUCAUGAUUCAUCAAGAUUUACAUGAACUGCCUAUCGACCAAUUUAGUCAUCAAUAUCAGAAGUUUAUAUUGAAUAGGCAAUCAGAAGUUUUUAUAACAUUUUUUGUUAUUGAAUAUUUAAUUCGCCAUUUUCUUAUAUGUAACUUCUCAAAUAUGGCACAUACUAUUUACCUAAUGGUUUUCAUGGUUCUGAUAAUCGUAACUAAAUCUAACAUUGUUGCUCUCAGUUUAGAGCUUACUGUAUUCCUUCUUCAAAUCUUAUACACCUACUCUUGGAUGAAUACACACACCAUUCAGUUGAUUUCACUGGGGCGCCCAUUGAUAUUUUUUUUACAGAUGCCACAUUUUUUUAUUUUACUUGGAAGUGGAGUAAUCAUUGGGAUUUUAUUUUCCUUGAUAUGGGUAUAUUUUUUAAUAACUGAUUUUAAAAUGAAAAUAUUAGAAGAUAUUAUCAGUAUCGUAGUGUUUAUGGCUUUAGAGAUAUAUUUAUGGAUGAAAGGUGAAACUGACAUCCCCAUGUCACGUUUAAAUGUUGCUGUAGCAGAAUAUGAGUUUGGUUGUUCUCAUGAUCCACCUGAUGAUAAGCGAUGGAUUAUUUGCGAUUUUGCAGGCCAACAAAUAUAUUACGAUACUCAUCACAUAUUUAUUCCAAGACAGGGAGUCUUCCUUGUGGUUUUUGAUGCAAAUAAAUUCAUAAGAAAUAGAAAUAAAAAUUCACGGGGUAUUGUUGAACGUGUCCAAUUUUGGGUUCAGUCGGUAGCAAUCCACGCAAAUAAAGAAAAUUCUGUCGUCUUUUUAAUUGGAACGCAUAAAAACUGUUUAAAUGAUGAACAAUGUACAAUACUAUCUAAGGAACUUGAAGACGAACUUUAUUCACAAUAUGGCCGCCUAUUAAAGUUCAACACAUCCACAGGAAGGAUGGUAUUUUUUAUUGAAAAUGAAAAUGAGGCAGACCCAGAAAGGGCAUUCCUCCAGAUGGUCAUUGAAGAGGAAACAAAUGAACUUCCAUUUGUAAAGAAAAAAUGGCCAAUUAGAUAUCAUCUAUUCCAACGCAUAAUUUCAUCAAAACGUCAACUAAAUAAAUAUGUUAUCAAAAAAAGUUCACUAAGAGAAGACAUUGUUAAGCAGUGCAAACUUGAAGUAGAAUUAGAAGGAAGUGAAGAUGAACUAGGAAAAUUGGCACAAGAACAUGGAAAAAGCAAGAAAAAUAUAGAAGAGGCAAAAAGAAUAGAAGUCGGUAACAUUCUUGCAUUCUUCAAUCGUUCUGGUGACAUAUUUUAUGAACCUUUAAAAGCUGACAAUGAUGAUUAUGUAAUCACUGAUCUUCAAAUACUUGUGGAUGUGGUUAGAAUGUUGGUAAAUAUACCCCCGCGACAUGAAAGAGAACGGGCCUUUGCCGAACAAUGGGAUGUCUUGGAAGAAUAUGGUAUUGUUGAAAGGCAAUUUUUAAUGCAUAUCUUCCAUCAAUUUAACAUUGAGGACAAAUAUACUGACAUGAUGAUAGAUGUUUUGAUAAGAAAAGAGAUUUUGUUGGCAUGUGGUGAGCAUAAGUUCCGUCUUAUGUGUAAACUCCCUGAAUGCGAAGUAUCAGAAAUUGAGCCAACAGGGAUAUCAGUUGUAUUGUAUGCAACAUUUAAAGUCUUUCGUGCUGAGUAUGUCUUCUUGCAUCUCCUUCCAAGGUUAGACAACAUACAGCAAGACAGGACCUUUCAUAAUGCAGCUGAGUUUAAAGAAAGUAGCAAGUGUCGAUAUGUCAUACGUGUACGGAAAGCAAAUGAGAAAGGUCCCAGAUUCAAAAUAUUUGAAAGUGAUGUGCUAAAAAUAUUGAUAAAGUGCGAAGACCCUUUUAGUGCACUGAAUGUAGCAUUCAAAAUCAAAGCAGAAAUAGAGCAGAUUUUUGUUUCGACUCGUGGUACAAAAGCAAAUGAUAAUCUAAUCAACUUUGGACACUUGUGUAUGGAUUGUGGUGCCUUGCUUACCACCUCUCUUGAUCUUGGUAAAGAAGUACAAAAAAUAGUGCCAGACAUCUUCCACACUGUUGAAGUAACCAAGGAAAAGAUAAUUGUGACAUGCACAUGCAAGAAAAAACAAGACUAGACAUUCGUGAAAUGGAUGAUGAAACAUUGUGGUCACACCUGAAAAACAACAAUGAAUGUGACUAGCUUAUUUUCUGCUGUUUUGCAAUGUUUUUGUUAUUUAAUUCUACUUAUGAGGUAUACAUUUUAUGAUUUGCCAAACCCCCCCACCUCCUCCCUUUUUUUUCUUUUUUGCUUUACAGUACUUACUGCAAUUAAACAUUGAUUUACUUUUUUGAUAUCGUUAUUAAUAUGAUUGUUAUAUCACUCUUUUAAAAAAAAAGAAAAUUGAUGAGGGAGAUUUUAUAGUUUUUUGAAGAAAAUGUAUUUGAAGUCACAAAAUUGCAUUGUAUUUUUAUGCUGUUAAAAUAAUUGAUGCGGCAAAAAAAAUUUUUUUUUUUAAUUCCGCAUCAAUAUUUACAGUACCAAAUUUUUGAUACGGGCGGGAGUGAUAAUCUAAUAAAUUUUUCAAUUUGCCCUUAGCCUAUAUUUUUGUAAAUAUCAUGUAAUUCAGAAUUGGCUGUGAUUUUGAUGUAAAUAAAAGGAACUAAACUAUUAAUAUACUUAAUAAUGUUUAUUAAAUUAUGUUUAGUUAUUACAUUUAUAAUUUGUUAAUCCAUGUAAUUGUAUUUAGUUUGGUUACUUUUAAAGUUAAUCAAUAGAUAGUUUCUGUAUAUAAGUCAAUAAAGCACAGGAAUUGCUACAGAUUUUGAGAUGUUAAGCCAGGUACUUCCUGCACGUAACGGUCAUCGGCUGACGCCAUUCUAUUGGGAAAACAACGCCAAAACAUGCGUGCAAUGGAUCGUUUUUAUUGACAAUGCAUUCAGACUGACACUGACAACAUUGCAUCUUCUAGCGCUCAUAGGAACAGAUUUGCAUUCGUCCUACGACACAAUAGUGAUUGUCCAGCUUAACUUUGCUAGACAUGAAAGAAUAACAAUUUUUGUUGUCUUACUCCGGUAACAAAAUUAUAAUUACAAUAAUUAAGAGCAAGUUCUUCAUAAAUAGACAAAUGAAAGUGUGAAAACAUUUUUUUUUAUUCAAUUGGUUAUUUCUACCAAAUUUUUGAAGAGCAAGCAGAAAAAAAAAGCACUUGUAAAAUAGAAUAAGUAGGAUGUAUAAUACAUAAUAAGCUCUAACAUGAAAACUUCACGAAGCAAGUA